Messenger RNA from Puccinia graminis f. sp. tritici CRL 75-36-700-3, 1152 nucleotides. RefSeq lists its product as uncharacterized. The record is from RefSeq and is a predicted model, not a curated record. Bases 1 to 1152 code for a protein of 383 amino acids. The transcript has a single exon. NCBI's taxonomy places the organism in Eukaryota, Fungi, Basidiomycota, Pucciniomycetes, Pucciniales, Pucciniaceae.
AUGGCCAAUAUGAAUGAUCAAGAAGCUUGCGCCAGAUGUCUCAGGAAGCAGAUCGCUUGUCAGAGAACAUCACCUUCCCGCAAAUCCUGUGACGAAUGCAACCUCCGUCAUCGUAAAUGUUCCAUCGUUGCCGCCCGGUCCCUCUCUCCUGCUCUCAAGAGGAAUAUCAACAAGAAGAAGAACAAGGCCCACGGCACCAAAGCAUCGGCUGGCCGAUCCAGAUCUUCCAUCGGUCUGGCCGCUAGCUGCUCGACCCCAUCCAGCUCCAAGCGUGCCAGCGCAACUGGAUUGAUGAGACUCAAGAGACGGAAAGAAGAAGUCGAUGGCACUUUCCACUCUUCCGAAUCCGGCUUACUCGCUCGCAGUCCGCCGGCACCACUCCUGCCGACUCGUUAUAAUCUACUCCAUCAAUUCCCCUUGUUGACCCGGUCCCCCUCGGCCACUACUCCAUUAAACCAACCACAAGUCUCGCAGGACGAGCCUGCAGAUUGCUCAGCUCGAGCUGAUCAGUCAAGUUCAGCCCAUCCUCCCGCCGGGUCUGAAGUAGCUCAUCAUUCGGCCAUCACCACUCGAUCUGUCCACUGUUCUAGUUCUUGGCCCGGUUCAUCCCCCUUGACCGAAUUAUCUUCCCAGCCCAGCCGAUCUCCAACCGAAUCUCUGCCUGCAUCCGGCCACUUCCAUCUUCAACAAGAGGAAGAAGAUCAACCCGGGAUUGACUCGGCCAUCCCGAAUCGAUCUGUCCGUUUCUCUUCUUGUCCAUUAUCAUCACCCUUGACCGAGUUAUCUUCCCGAUCGGCGUCCCCGAUCACUUCGCUUCGAUCAUCAUCUGACCCGCCUUCCCAGAGUAGUAGUAGUAGUAGUAGUAGUAGUAGUAGUAGUAGUACUAGGAGUGGUAGUAGUAUGGACAGUCAAGAGGCCGCCUGGUGGAGCGAGAUCAUCCCCGACAACACCUCUCUCUCAACAACCGUCCUCCGCUCUCAGACAGUCUCCAGCUUCCUGCAGGACUUCGGCAAACGUUACGUGGCUGCCUUGGCCGCGGAUAUCACCACCCCCGUCUCCCAUCGUCGCAAAUUGAGUCGCCAGUUCUUCCGCGAUUGCGAUUCUUUAAUGAGCUCUGCCGAGUCCGCUUUCAUCCCCUCUGCCAACCCCUAA